CGCUCGCCCCGCCGCCAGGCUGCUCGCCGCCGGCGCUCUCGCCGACGGCGAUGUCGUCUUCGGAGCCGCGCCCGCGCCCCGCCGCCUCCUUCUCCGGCGACCUGCCCGAGGACGCGCUGUACGAGGUCCUCCUCCGCAUCCCGGCCAAGGAGCUCUGCCGCCUCCGCGCCGUCUGCCCGGCCUGGCGCGCCCUCACCUCCGACCCGCCCUUCGUCGCGGCACACAUGUCCCGACACCGCACGGCGCCCCCGCUCCUCGCCAUUGCCUACCGCGACGGCAGUGAGGUCAACGGCGUUGCGAUUUCGGAUCUGUCGGGCAACGUCGUGAGGCGGAUUCCAGUCACCGGGUAUGAGAUUGUUACGGUGAACGAGUCGGGUGAUGCCGUUGGCCGGAUCUCAAGCAAGGACGAGCAUGAUAGCAUCUGUGUCGUGCGCAGCCGGCUAGACCUCGUGUGUUUCCACUGGAAUGUGUACUCUAGGACCUUCUGGGUGCUGAACCCGGUCACUGGAGCUGCUCUCGACUUACCGAUGGGCCACUCAAAGGAAUUGGAGCAUGAGCUGGAGGUACAGGGAAGGAAAUGGGGCUGCCAUGUCGAGUGGUGCGCUUUUGGGAAGGUCUCCUCUACCAGAGAGUACAAGGCGCUCCGCAUCUGCAGCAUUCUAGACCGGCAGGUAUGUGAGGUUAUCACCUUUGAUGACACCAACCAUGGAAGCUGGAGGAGAAAGCAGGACCCUCCGUCCCGUAUCUGUACCGGUCGCCAGAUGAGAUGUGUGGUCAUCGAUGGGGUGGUCUACUUCUUGAUGGAUUUUCACUACACUUACUUUGAAACCGGGGUUAUAACCAUUGAGCCUGGUAGCAUAGCUUCGUUCAACCUCGAGACGGAGGAGUGGGGUGUUCUACCUGGUCCAGAACAGGUGAAGAGGUUUGUGCAAGAGAACAAGAAAUACAGUUACUCACAACUUGAGCUGCAGUUAUCAUUGGCUGAGUUGAACGGCUGCUUAGUUGUGGUUCAUAAUAUUCAUAAGGUAUCUAUGGACUUGUGGUUUUUGACAGAUUUUGAGAAAGGUAUCUGGGUCAAGAAAUACAGCUUGCCUUCACAUGUUGCUAGGCUUUUUUGGUAUCCUUUUCUCAUGUUAGAUGAUGGGAGAAUUUUCUUCAGUGGGAUGGAUGGUCUGGAAGGUCUAUUAACUGGUGGAAAGGAAGGAGAGGGAUUCCUGCAAAGUUAUGAUCCAAGGAAUGACACUUAUGCUGAUGAACUAGAACUAAGAGAUCCCAGAUCAAUUGGCAUUUACACAGGAAGCGUGCUGAGUUUAUAGCGUAGCUGUCACUGAUGAGGUGAAUGAUACAUCGUACUGGCUGUUCACCUUAUGUUCUAAGUGUGAACAAUUAGUGAGACAAUGUUCUGAUGCAUGCAUCUUUGAAAAAGUACCUUUGUGCCUGCCUUCAAAGUAUAUUAUGUUAAUCUCCAAUACAUUUUGCAUGAGAAGGUUUUCAUUUUUUGUUCGUUCCAUUUUGUAUGGCAAUUUCAGGAGUUUGGUCAAUGAGUUACUACAUACCUAUGGCCAGUUUGUAACAAACAAGCUUUUGAAUGUGGUGUUUCAAACUAUAAUAUGCUGCUCCCAGUGCAACAUAUGGGUUCGGUACAGGAUGCAUAAUUUGUUGCUUUCUUGGAACAGAUAAUCAUUUGCUAGCACAGUUAUGUUCCCCUCGAAUGUUCAGUGCUACCUGGUGUGCAUUGGUGUCACUGAGUUACAUUUUUUGUUA
Messenger RNA from Triticum aestivum (bread wheat), 1764 nucleotides. RefSeq names its product putative F-box protein At3g23260. The record is from RefSeq and is a predicted model, not a curated record. NCBI's taxonomy places the organism in Eukaryota, Viridiplantae, Streptophyta, Magnoliopsida, Poales, Poaceae. The transcript has 2 exons. Gene Ontology annotation, molecular function: protein binding. The coding region runs from base 51 to 1316 and encodes 421 amino acids.